CGUUUCGUCAUUUUGGCGCAAGAUGGCGGACUCUAGUUCAUCAAAGUUGGCCGAACAGGCUUAUUCGGACGAAAUUUCAUUCAAAUCGAAUAUGCUUUUCCCCAUGCCCCUGGAAGAAAACGAAAAUUUAGACUCGUUAAAUGAUGAAACGUUUGGCUCAGGAUCAUUCGAUAGUGAAUGGGUAGAUUCAGAUAAACCUGAUAAGAUGGUUGAUGAAUUUGAGCAAUGGAAGAAGCAGCAAAAGGCAAUAUCUAAGAAGGGUAUCCCACUUGAUGAGGCACCCUUGCAGAUUCCAAGUGAGGAAAAAAUGGCACAAGCUAUUUCAAAAUUGGAUAAUCUUGGCAUCGCAACUCCCAAACUGGAGCAAGAAGACCCUCUCCCAAAUGCUCAUGCUAUAGAGGCUUUAUGGCCCACCUCACCAAAACAUAGUAGCAACAUUGUUUCACCUGACCACUCACCUUACCACAUGACUGAUUUGCUUUCUCCAACUCACAAUAUCUGGGGAUCACCUACAAGUGAUGAAAAAAUUUCCAUUGACAUGGACGAAAAGCUCGCAGAUCACACGAAAAACUGUCUUGAUCAAGAAGAUAAUAGAAAACCAUUUUCCCCUGUUCUGGAGGACGAGGCCAUAGUUUCGGCCCUUCCGAAGAGAAUAUCGAAGCCAAUACGUGUGGAAGACGUAGAAAAGAUGGGUUUUGGUCACCAGGUUAAUCAGUUACCACCUCAUCUCCGGCCGUUUGCGAAUGGUGUACCCAAGGUCAGACCUCCUCCAGGAUUCCCUCCAAAUAUGAACCCCCGGAGUCCAUUUCCAAUGCACCCACCCGGUCCCUAUGGCCCCCCUCCUAUUCCCGCAGUUCCUCAAAAUGUUGCUCAGGCACAAGCUCAGGCGUUAUACACAGCUAUGAUGAAUCAAAGGAUGCCUUUCCCCCAACCUUUCCCCCGCACACCGCCUUCUCAACCACCACACUUCCCGCGACCUGUUUAUCACUCCGAUCCAGGUCAUUUAAGGCAGCGAGGUCCACCGAUGCCAAUACCUCACCAACACGGUCGCUUUAUCACUCCCCAGCCACGAAACACCUGGAACAAUCAGCGUGUUGGCCGUAACCAAGACAACCGUAGGCGUCAGCAAAAUUUCUCGGAAUCCCCUGGUUUGAAAUACAUCCCACAAUACUACGUGAGCAGCGAUGAUGACGAUGAGGGUGAUAAAGGGACACUGAUGACCGCUAAAGAGAAAGACUGGAUAAUUAGGAUACAAUUGAUGCAAUUGACAAGUGAUAAACCAGAGUUGGAUGACUAUUAUUUUCAUACCUUUGAGAGACGUCGUUUGGCUAAAGAGAGAUCUCAAAGUACAACUGGAGUGGAACUGGAAACAAACCAUACUAAUAAGGAUAUAAAGAUGACUUUACCUCACGUCACUAAAGGCGAUCACAACUACAAACCAACCAAGUUUGAAGGAUCUCUCGGUCAAGUUUCCGUCGGCUCUGUUUUUCAUCCACGCGAGGUCGUUCAAGUUGGUGAUUCAGGAAAGCCUAAAGGACCUGUUGGCUCUUUAAAAGAAACCAAAAAGAAAUACCAAUUGCUCUUAACAAUUGAAAAGGGCUUUGAUCAAAUUCUACCAAUAGAGGACUUAGAACGCAUGGUUCUUCAAGUACCACAAGACGUCAGACCACAGUUGCGUGAGAGACGUGAAAGAUUGUGCCAACGUUGCUUUGACUUGGUGAAUUUAACGCCAUCAAAAGACUCUAAUAAGAAAUACGAUGAUGAUACGUUAAUACAAAUGCUCUCAGUGAGAAAAGGAAGACGAUUUCUCAGCAAAAUACUCCGUCUUGUCAGAGAGAACCAAAGAAAUGAGAUUGCUCUUGCGAUCACAAGAAAUCUACGGGUAUUUGCGAAAAAAAAUGUUCAUCAAGAAGAAACAGACAGCUUAUGUGAUGGUGUUUCAGACGUGAUCAGGUCGUCACCUGACAGAAUCAUCGAACAUCAUCACAAUGUUGUUGGCAACGACAAUUCCGUCAUACAUUUAUUCUCUAGUAGGUUCACGUUAAGAAUUCUUACCAUUUUGUUAAAAACAUUGUCUGAACUUUCAAAAAAUAUUGGCGAAAACAGUUUACAAAUACAAACAGUGUGGCUUUCGUUUCUUUCUGUUGUCUGUCAAGAUUUUGUUUCGUCUUCUCCAAAAGUAUUGAUUAAGAAUUACACCGAUGUUCAAAAUAUUGUUGAUAUAUUGUCGAAUAAUGUUGAUGAUGAUAAAUUGUUGGUGAUUCGAGAACAUUUCCGGCUUCUUGAAAAUGCUGAUAUUCGUUCACCCCAGAGAUAACUACUGUUUGAGAAGUGAAUUUAAAUUUGGUAACUCGAUAUAUUGUAUAUAUUUAUGUGAAUACUUUUGUGCGUUAUUUUGUGUGAUGUUCGUCCCACGAUGAAUUACCAUUUCGUUGAUAGCAAUGCAAUCUUAGAUAAUUGUAAUGUUCUGUGAUCCCCACGGAACGCAUGAUUGUUCUAAGGUAGACCUUACAAAACACAAAAAUGUUAGAUUUUGAAAGGAAUUUGGGUGUUAAUUCAAACGGUGAACUCUAAGGGAACUGGAAAGAUAUAAUUACUGCCAUCUUUGAGGAAAGUGCCAUCCACCUCUCUAUUGUUCUCAGCUGUGCGGUUGCGAUGGAGUGCAUCAGAAAUUCAUUUUGAGUUCACUGAAUCGCACCAUUAAUUGGGACAAAAUCCAGCUAGUCGAACCACGAGUAAAAGGCCUGGAACUAGCGAAAUGAUGAAAUCCCAUUUUGCUUAAAUCAAUGAAGGGAAUAUCAUUCUCUUAAUGUCGUAACAGUCUUCAAUGAAAGUUGUGGAAACUCUGUAAUUAUGCAGGAAUGAUCGGAGUUGUCUGCGGUUGUAAGUUUAAAAAGCAAAAUAUUGUUUUAAAAAGAAAAAUUGAUUUCUAUUAGCAACUUGUUCCAGUUCUUUUCCGUGGUUUCAAGUCACAUGGAUUUUAAGCCUGGCUUUCAUACAACAUAAUUUGUUGUAAUUCGUUAUUAUUUGAAAACGGAAUAACAACAAAUUAUAUAACAUAUGAAUUAUGAAAAAUUAUGUUAUCUGAGAACCAGCCUUUAAUAAUUUCGACGAACUUGAAACUCUCGUCGAUUUUUAAAACGUGCUAUUACAUAACGUACUAUUGCAUACAUGGCUAGUGCAUAAUUUAUUACUAUUUAAAAACUGACGGUGCUAUUGAUAAAAUAAUCUGAAUAUACUACACCACCUGACAAUAAUAUAGAGAUACAGUCAAAAACAUUAGGGUGGUAUUAAACAAUUUAUUCAAAAUGUUUUUGUAACGGUUUUUGUGAGAAAUUAAAUAAUGUUGCGUGAAAAGUACGCAUACAAAGA
Molecule: messenger RNA, 3372 nt
Organism: Dendronephthya gigantea
Lineage: Eukaryota; Metazoa; Cnidaria; Anthozoa; Malacalcyonacea; Nephtheidae
Product: protein PAT1 homolog 1-like
Exons: 19
Coding region: 23-2317 (764 amino acids)
Biological process (GO): deadenylation-dependent decapping of nuclear-transcribed mRNA; P-body assembly
Cellular component (GO): P-body
Molecular function (GO): RNA binding
Source: RefSeq, a predicted model, not a curated record